Messenger RNA from Dioscorea cayenensis subsp. rotundata (Guinea yam), 2050 nucleotides. RefSeq names its product UDP-glucuronate:xylan alpha-glucuronosyltransferase 2-like. Gene Ontology annotation, molecular function: glycosyltransferase activity. Lineage: Eukaryota; Viridiplantae; Streptophyta; Magnoliopsida; Dioscoreales; Dioscoreaceae. The record is from RefSeq and is a predicted model, not a curated record. The coding region runs from base 306 to 1973 and encodes 555 amino acids. The transcript has 3 exons. Gene Ontology annotation, biological process: xylan biosynthetic process.
AAAAGCAAACAAAUAGCAUUGAUCCAAGGGAUUUGUCAAUGCAAAAACAAGUAAACUAGGCAGUGACAUAUGUCCCUCAACCAUAGCUUAUCAUGCUCCAUUGAUUCUCCUUCAUCUAUAAUGCCCUCCAUCUCCUCCCAUUCAAAUCUUCUUCUUCACCUUCUCUCAACAUUUCAAACACUUCAUGGACAAAUACAACAUAUGUAGCUACAAGAGAUCAAACAAUAGAGAACUUAGCAUCAUAUAUAUAUAAGCAUGGAGAAGGGUCACCAAAGUAUCUCUAGAGCUAGUUUUCUCAAGAAGAGAUGAUGAAGGCCUCUGCCUUAAAAGCUUUAGCAAUUAAGAUCAACAUUCUCUUCCUUGCCUUCAUUAUACUCAUCUAUAUAUCCAUCAUCCUCCAACCUCCUUAUCCUUUCGAUGACAAGUCUGCCAGCCCUUUCUCCCAGUGUCAUCCCUCUGGCGUUUGUGAUGUCGAUAAGAUGGGAGGAGGAAGGGUGGAAGAUCAAAUCAAGCUACCGAGCUUUCAAAGUGUAUUCAAGGACAAGAGAAUUGGAUUAGUGAACGCUGGUGAUAGUGAGAUGAUAAAAUGGAACAAUAUUGGGAAGAUGAUCAGUGUAAUAAAGUUCGAUAAGGUAUCGGAGAAGUUGGAGUGGAAGGAGUUGUUUCCAGAGUGGAUUGAUGAAGAGGAGGAGAAAGAGACACCAGAAUGCCCGAAGAUACCCAUGCCGGACUUCAGUUUGUAUGAUGAGUUGGAUGUGGUGGUCACAAGUGUUCCAUGCAGGCAGCCGGAGAUCGGAUGGAGCCGGGACAUUCAAAGAUUGCAAGUUCAUCUUGUGGCAGCAAACUUGGCUCUAAGAAGAGUAGUAAGGGAUAAGAGAGGAAGAGUGAAGAUGGUUUUUGUAAGUGCAUGCAUGCCAAUGACAGAGGUUUUCAAGUGUGAGAAUUUGGUGAAGAGGGAAGGGGAGUGGUGGUUGUAUGAAGUGGAGGUGGAGAGGUUGGGGGAGAAGAUGUCUUUGCCUGUGGGUUCUUGCAAGUUGGCUUUGCCUUUGUGGCAAGAAGGAACAAAUAAAGCUCCGGCAAACUUUCUCCGGCGAGAGGCCUACGCCACCGUCCUCCACUCCUCUGACAUCUAUGUUUGUGGCGCAAUUACUCUCGCCCAAAGCCUCAUCAACACCGGCACCAACCGCGACCUCCUUCUCCUCCACGACUACUCCAUUCCUCCACCGAAACUCCGUGCUCUAGCUACAGCAGGCUGGUCUCUCAUUCCUAUCGGCCGCAUUCGCAAUCCCUUCGCCUCCAAAAACUCCUACAAUGAAUACAACUACAGCAAACUCCGCCUAUGGCAAUUAACAAAUUAUAACAAACUUGUUUUUCUCGACUCCGAUAUACUUGUCCUCCGCAACCUUGACCUUCUUUUUCGCUUCCCGGAAUUGUCUGCAGCAGGAAAUGAUGGCUACAUUUUCAACUCCGGUGUCAUGGUCAUCGAACCUUCCAAUUGCACUUUUAACCGUUUCAUGAAACAAAUAAAAGAAGUUGUAUCUUAUAAUGGUGGUGACCAAGGGUUCUUGAAUGAGGCAUUUCCUUGGUGGCAUAGGCUACCGAGAAAAGUUAAUUUUUUGAAGAACUUUUGGUCUAACACAACCGAGGAGAUGACAGAAAAGAACCGGUUGUUUAAGGCAGAGCCUCCAGAGCUUUAUGUGAUACAUUAUCUUGGACUCAAGCCUUGGUUGUGCUAUAGGGACUAUGAUUGUAAUUGGAAUGUAGGUGAUCAAAGAGUGUAUGCAAGUGACUCGGCACAUAGGAGGUGGUGGAAGGUGUAUGAUGGGAUGAAAAGUGAGUUGCAAAAGUUUUGUGGGUUGUCUCAGAGGAGGAAUUGGGAAUUAAGGAAGGAAAUGAAGAAGGCUAGGGAGAGUGGAUUUGGUGAUGGCCAUUGGAGAUUGAGGAUUUUGGAUAUAAGAGUGAAUGAGAUUUGAGUUGUUUUAUUAGAGUCAUUGUCUUUUUUUGUCAUUGUUGUCUCUCAAGGAAAAGAAACUUGCUCUAGUUUUCUCCA